AUGGUUCCAAUCUCGCAGUUUGUAGAUACCAAUUGCCUUUGUUUUGAAGAUCAUGAGGAGAACAAGUUAGAGUACACUUUGGUGCACAAUGCCUUCAAGCAGCUGGUUGAAGAUCUUCUGGCUGCUCACAUGGCUGAGCUGCACAUCACAACAGAAGAGUUCACCAGCUUUUGCGAAUAUGGGCUCUCGGGCAGCAAUGAACUUCACAGAAGUCUGGUGGAGCAGCUGAUUAGUGUCGAUGACUUCCUCGUCUUCAAGGCGAUGAUGCUGAAGCGUAACUCGGAGCUUUCCAGAGAAUCGCUGAACCCGAUCGGGCAAAUCGUGGUGGCAGACAGUGCAACUCCGGCACCGCCACACGUUGAGACAGCAGAGCUGGAGACAGAGGCAGAAAGGCUGGCGCGCCUCGAAGCUGAACAACGGUGUGUCGAGGCCGAGCUUCAACUGGCCAUUGCCUUGUCGAGGCAUUUGGAGAAGCGAUUGCAACUCAUUGAGGCGCUUAACGAGGUGCUGGAAAUGGCAGCUCAUCUCAGCGCGCAUGCCGAGAGCAUGUCCGCCCAGGCAGAGGCCGAGGCCGCCCAACAGGCGGCACUGGCCGCGGCACAGAUGAUCCAGCAGCAGCAGGAACAGUUCAGUCUACCGCCGACUCUGCAGAUUCAACCUCUUCUCGACGGCGGUGUAGGAGCAGCCCCCGUCAUGCAAGAGGAAGAUCCAUACGCGGAGGAGAGACGGCGCAUGGAUGCGGCUGAGCAGCAGGAACGUGCUCAGAUAGCAGUGGCGCAGGCAAGUGCUGCCCGUCGACAGGCAGAGCAGAAUCGCAAUCCUCAACAGCCUUCUGAGGAAGAGCGACAAGCGAGGGCGGAGCAUUUGAGACAGCGGCGAGAAGCCCUGAUGGAGAAGAAGAGGCGCGAAAGAGAGCUGGAGUUGAACCGCUUCACCGAGCUAAACGGCCACUCCACAGCAGCCCGUGCAGCAGAGCGCGCAUGUGCAGGUCAGCCUGCGCUGCCAGAGGAUGCAGGCAGGAAGCUUGCCGACGAAUUGCGAGGGAACGUGGAGCCGGACGGGCCCCAGGCAAACCCUGAGGAAGCUGCCAUAGCCAUGCGCCGUGCUUUGACAGCACAGCUGAAGCAAACUCUGACGCAGUCCUUGCAUUGA
This is a messenger RNA of Symbiodinium natans, 1152 nucleotides long. Lineage: Eukaryota; Dinophyceae; Suessiales; Symbiodiniaceae. The record is from the annotation of a GenBank genome assembly.